AUGCCCUACACACCAAACAUCGUCUCGACCGUGCUCUUCGAAUCUUCGGAGGUGGUAGUCUUCAAGAUUCCGCCAGGGCCCUCGAAGCUCGCCAAAUGGAAUCUCAAUGAGUCCAAUGUCAUAUGGAGAGGCAGCAUCAGGUUGGUGGAGCAGGAAGUGAUCCAGGAGGAGACCAAAGAAACCAGAGAGACCAACGACAACUACGACACACACAUACAAGGCGAGCUAUUGACCUCUGUUCUGGAGAACUCGUCCACUAGCUCCACGGCAGUCGACGGAGAUCACUCGCCUGAUCCCUCACCUGAUCCCUCGCCGCCGCAUCAGGGCCUAAGGGCGAAGAUCGAGCUCUUCAACACCCAGACCAUUCCGCCUUCUGUAGGCAGCUUGACCAGCGUUAGAAAAGACACACAGUGGGCAGAAGUAUGGUACAAUCCAAUAGACAGAAUCGCCUCCGAGGGCAUCAAAAUCGCCAAUAACGGACAAGAUACCGUUCAGAUCACCGAAUCUUCCAGAUACUACAAGAUCGUGGCCCAGCUUCCACAGACGGGCUACCAUCCAAGAGCCAUUGACGACGAUGACCUCGAUCUCCUUCAGAUCGGUCUAGGUUUGAAAUUCCGGGAGUCGUACCAGGCAAUAUCAUUUAGUGAGAGCUUGAACUUGUAUAGAAGAAGGUACAGAAACUUCGAAGAGCAGUACAAUUCCGAUAUCAGAGCAUUGGAG
This is a messenger RNA of Suhomyces tanzawaensis NRRL Y-17324, 720 nucleotides long. RefSeq lists its product as uncharacterized. The annotation marks the transcript as partial. The transcript has a single exon. NCBI's taxonomy places the organism in Eukaryota, Fungi, Ascomycota, Pichiomycetes, Serinales, Debaryomycetaceae. The record is from RefSeq and is a predicted model, not a curated record.